This is a messenger RNA of Eruca vesicaria subsp. sativa (arugula), 1347 nucleotides long. Lineage: Eukaryota; Viridiplantae; Streptophyta; Magnoliopsida; Brassicales; Brassicaceae. The record is from the annotation of a GenBank genome assembly.
CAUUGCGUGAACCCAAUCUUACACUCUCACCCUCCGUAAUCCCUCGAAAUUACAUCUCUGCCAUCCACCUCCUCGAUUCGAAUGGAACCGACGCAAUCGCCGUCGGAGACGGAAGUUCACUCCGGCGAAGACUUCGUUCACAUCGAAGAACACUCCAAACCUAUAGGCGAUAUGUCGUUAAGCGACAGUAUAGUGAAGGUAGAGAAGGAGGACGCAGUUGAGGAAGAAGAAGAACACAAAGACUCCGAUUCCGUCGGAGAUGAAGCCGGUGGUGAUGGAGACGGUUACGGCGGUGGUGAGUGUUCAUCGGAGAAAGUGGAGUUACCGGAGGAAUUGGCGAAAGGCGUUGUGAUGCUGACGUGUGAGUCCAGUGGUGAAAGUGGAUCUUGCGAUGUGUAUUUGAUCGGGACUGCUCAUGUUUCAAAGGAAUCUUGUCGAGAAGUUAAAGAAAUAAUCAGCUUCUUGAAACCUGAGGCUGUCUUUGUGGAGUUGUGUGCUAGCCGAGUGUCUAUUCUCCAACCUCAGACUAUGAAGAUUCCAACCAUGUCGGACAUGAUUGAAAGUUGGAAGCAGAAACAAAACACGUUCGGUAUACUUUAUGGCUGGUUUCUUGCAAAGAUCGCCAGUCAGCUUGAGGUUUUUCCUGGUACCGAGUUUCGUGUAGCAUAUGAAGAGGCUCUUAAAUAUGGGGGCAGUGUGAUACUUGGCGAUCGUCCUGUACAGAUCACGUUAAAAAGAACAUGGGCGAAGAUGCCUCUAUGGCACAAGGUGAAGUUUAUAUACUCCUUGAUGUUUCAAGCUGUCUUCUUGCCAAGCUCUGAAGAACUCGACAGAAUGCUGAAAGAAAUGGACAACGUGGAUAUGGUGACUCUGGUGAUUCAAGAAAUGAGCAAAGAAUUUCCAUCUCUCAUGGAAACACUUGUGCAUGAGCGAGACCAGUACAUGGCAUCUUCUUUGCUGAGAGUUGCAAGUGAGCACAACUCGGUUGUGGCAGUUAUCGGCAGAGGGCAUAUUAAUGGAAUCAAGAAGAACUGGAAGCAACCUAUAACAAUGAAAGAUCUAAUGGAGAUACCAAGCGACGAGUCAGUGUUUACAGUGAAGAGGAUAGUAUCAUCAAUGGCGAUUGCAAUUACAGGGACAGCUAUAGUUACUGGCAUACUUCUGUCAAGAAGAAGGUGAAGUAGAUUGUGAUGAAGGGCAAAGCUUUCUCUCUUCAUUCUCCUGAGCAAUACAAAAGGAAAUGAUACAAACUUUAUACAGUCUUUACUCUUUUUUUUUGUAUUUUCUUUUGAACAGUCAAAUGUAUCAACAAUGGUUAUAUUUCACAUAAAUAAUUUCUUUAAUGCU